Molecule: messenger RNA, 392 nt
Organism: Lontra canadensis (Northern American river otter)
Lineage: Eukaryota; Metazoa; Chordata; Mammalia; Carnivora; Mustelidae
Product: fibronectin type III domain-containing protein 3B-like
Exons: 3
Coding region: 29-295 (88 amino acids)
Source: RefSeq, a predicted model, not a curated record
GAAGCCAGUUGAGGGAAAUUCUCCAUGAAUGUACGUCACAAUGAUGAUGACCGACCAAAUCCCUCUGGAACUGCCACCAUUGCUGAACGGAGAGGUAGCCAUGAUGCCUCACUUGGUGAAUGGAGACGCGGCUCAGCAGGUCAUUCUGGUUCAAGUUAAUCCAGGUGAGACUUUCACAAUAAGAGCAGAGGAUGGAACACUUCAGUGCAUUCAAGACAUGUGCAGCUGUUACUUGCAAGCAGGCAUUCUCAGGGUGGACCUAAGAGGCCUCUUUCAGACCCAAGCUUGUUGCUGAGCAACUAGAAGUUGACCAGUAGCGUGGUCCCCACAAGGGCUGGUAAGUACUAGUGGGCCUGGAGCAAAGUCCAGUUUCUGGAAGGGAUGGGAGGAAG